UGUUGAUAACAAAAAGUUAUUUCGUAUUUCAUUUGUUUUAUUAUGGAUUUUAACAAAUAUUACAUUCUUAUUAGUUUUUCUUAAAUAAAAACUAGAAAUUUCCAACUUCUGUGCCAUAAUUAUGAAUGAUUUAUCAACUCCAAAACCAUUUGCUUGCAAAGCAAAUGGUUGUGGUUUGAGUUUCACCAAUGAAGACCAUUUACAAGUCCAUGAGAAAAAACAUGAAAUGAUCUUAAAUCUGGGAUUGGAGCAAAAAUCUGGAAAUAUUUUUGUUGCUGAUCAAACACCAACUCCCACACGUUUGAUCAAAAACUGUGAAGAAGUUGGUCUAUUCGAUGACCUUCGACAUGUUAAUCCUUUCGAUGAAACAUUUCGACGAGCUGUCGAACAAAAAACACAACCACUUUCUACGACAGAGGUUCAAAAUGAAAUAAGUUCCUCUUCACACGAUUCAUUGCACACUCCACAAGUGUUUCCAGUGACUGAGAGCACUGAAAGUGGAAUUCCAUGUCAGCGACUGCCAAUAACACCUUCUGUAAAACCACUACCAACUCCCACCAAUCUAACCAAUGUGCAAUCUUUAUCAGAACCUCCGAAGGAGAUUAAAACCUUACCCAUGAUUCUACCCAAACAAGUCAAUAAACCACAAACAACAAUCCAAUUGAUUCAACCCCAAGUUAUAACUUUGAACUUUCCAACUCCAGUAAUUAGCACAGUCCCAGUACAAACAGUCAAACCAUUCAUUCUUCCCAAAUCAAAUACAGAAACAAGUACAGCCAGUACAACUCUAGCUUCAGCUUUACCCAUAAAAGAAAGACUCAAAGCUAUUUUGAAUUCAAAUUCGAAAAGAAGUCUUUCCGAGAAUAAUAAUUCUCGAGUGGUAACACCUCCAAAAAAAACUAAACCUAAACAUACAUUUGAUGAUGAUUGUAUGGUGAGAAGACGAGCUGCUGCCGAAAGAUAUCGCAAUAAAAUCAAAAAGGAACAUGUUGAUUUGAGAAAAAAGAAUUCUGAUUUGGCAACAGAGAAUGCACAAUUGAAGGAAAUAAUCAAACAACUUAGGCUGGACCUUGCUAGGCAUCAAAAUUGUUGUCCAGCUGCAAAAAGUAUGACGAUGAAUGCACAAUCAGAAAUUCAAAUUCCACCAUCGACUGUGCGAUUGGUUAUGAGCAUUCCCAAGUUGGUUAUACAACCAACUGGACAGACUGUGAUGCAAAAUCCAGUUACGUUUGCAGUGGAAAAACUUUAAUGUAUUUGUGUUGAGUACAUUUAUUAUUUAAUUGAUAAAAGAAGAUAAUUUAAUUAAAUGAAAAUUAUUGUCCAGGAAUAUUUUAUCAAACAAAACUUGUCUGUAUAUAAAAUUAGAAUCAAAUAAAAUUUGAAAUU
Episyrphus balteatus (marmalade hoverfly) is the source of this 1386-nucleotide messenger RNA. It is a transcript of the gene Atf-2, whose product is annotated as cyclic AMP-dependent transcription factor ATF-2. Gene Ontology annotation, molecular function: DNA-binding transcription factor activity, RNA polymerase II-specific; cAMP response element binding. The transcript is spliced from 2 exons. Bases 122 to 1249 code for a protein of 375 amino acids. The record is from RefSeq and is a predicted model, not a curated record. Gene Ontology annotation, biological process: regulation of transcription by RNA polymerase II. NCBI's taxonomy places the organism in Eukaryota, Metazoa, Arthropoda, Insecta, Diptera, Syrphidae.